AUGACGACGACGGAGUCCACCACCAAGGCCACCACCAAGGCCACGGCGCCAGCGUCGACGGAGAUCUCACGGCACGAAUUCACCAAGCACGACAAGACAACUUCAUACCUCGACGCCGGGCCCCAGGAUGGCCCGCUACUGGUCUUCAUCCACGGCUGGCCCGCCAUAGCAGAGAUAUGGAAACCACAGCUUCGCAGCUUCUCGGCGCUGGGCUUCCGGGUCGUGGCGCCAGACAUGCCAGGGUACGGGCAAUCGCUCCCAAAGAGCAAGGAAAAGCGUGACUAUUCGCUGGAAAAGGUUGUGGCGCAGAUGUUGCAGCUCCUGAAGCACCUGGGACGCAGCGAGGCCGUGUGGGUCGGCCACGGCUGGGGCGCCAGCGUCGUGUGGGCGGUGCUCGCGCAUAACCCUGAAGUUUGUCUCGGGGUGGUGAACAUGGUCUUCCCCUACCGCACGCUGGAGAUGGGCGUGGCAGAGACGCUCAAGUACGCCAACCGCGAGCUGUACACGGAAGAGGAAUACCCGCACGCCCAGUGGUCGUACCGAGUCUUCUACGAGGAUUCGGACAACUACGAAAAGGCCAUCACUUUCUUCGACAAGCACGUCGAGGGAUUUAUAAAGUUCGUCUAUUCGCGUGCAGCCAAGGAGCCCGAGCAGGACAGGGACAAGCCGGCGUUCACGGCCAACGUGGUCAAGGAUGGAGGCUGGUUUGGUGGCGCCGAGUCACUGCCCGAGACCGAGACCGAGACCGAAGAGGAGCUGGGCGACAGUUUGGUCGACGACGACACGCACAAGAGCCUGGUCGAGGCGUUCUCCACGGGUGGCUUCUGGUCCCCGACCGCAUACAAUCUCAACGACGACGUCAACCUGCAAUGGUGCGAAGACUGGUCCGUCAACGAAGGCGUCGUCUCCGUCCCCGUGCUGUUCAUCGAGGCCCUGAACGACGCCGUCGCCGGCACGUACAACUCGAAAAUCUGCGAGCCUAUGAAAAACUUCUGUAGGAAACUGACCACGGUGAAUGUCGAUGCCGGCCACUGGGUGGCAUUGGAGGCACCUCAGGAGACAAACGCCGCCAUUUUGAGGUGGAUUGCGCGGGAGCUGCCCGAGGAGAGGGCGUGGCCCUGGGGCAAGAAGAAUCCGUUGAAGAAGAACGAGUAG
Molecule: messenger RNA, 1155 nt
Organism: Fonsecaea multimorphosa CBS 102226
Lineage: Eukaryota; Fungi; Ascomycota; Eurotiomycetes; Chaetothyriales; Herpotrichiellaceae
Exons: 1
Coding region: 1-1155 (384 amino acids)
Molecular function (GO): hydrolase activity
Source: RefSeq, a predicted model, not a curated record